AUGGAGGUGACAAGCGCCACUUUCCCGGAUUAUCUUCCGUUCAUAUUGAACGACAUCUCCGUCAGCUGUUUUGUUAGCCUGGACUUUGAGCUCUCUGGCUUGGCAUUUGCCCCAUUCAUCCCUACUAAGCCGCAAACGCUCCAAGAGCGGUACGAACAAACGAAGGCUGCGGCGGAGAAGUAUCAGAUCUUGCAAGUUGGACUCACAAUUUGCCAUGAGAACCUGGAAACCGCCUCGUAUUGUGUCAAGCCAUACAACUUCAAUCUCAAUCCCAUUCCGCACCGUGAUUCCGAGGUCAAUCGAGACUGGACAUCCAGCAGCCGGGCCAUGGAGUUCCUCCUCCGACAUGGAUUCAGUAUGAAGACUAUGUGUCAACAUGGCAUCCAGUAUCUUUCCCGUGCGGAAGAGCAAUUUGCACUGGCAAGAGCUAAGGAACGAUACAACCAAACCCCUCGUCAAGACAUGGACAUCAAAGAAGAUGACCAUAAAUCUCUGGAAUUCCUCGCCGAGGUUCGAACUAUGAUCACCGACUGGCUGGCAAAGGGAAAGGACCGAGCUCAACGGCGAAAUCUUUUACCUUCGAACCAAGAGGUCCCACUGGGCAUUAGAUCCGAUGGAUAUGACGCCAUGCAGAAAUGGCUUGUUCACCAGCUGGUCGCUAAUGAAUUCCCCAAUCUGCGGUCUAGAACAGGGUCCAAGUUCAUCCAAAUCGAUGCUGUGGACGUCAAGAGCGAGCAGGCGGCCGAAGAGCAGAGGGUGAAGAUCAAAAAGGCACAACUCCAGAAGCACAUCGGAUUCCGUUGGGUUGCAGAGUCGCUGGUUGGCGGCAAUCUUGAGGAGCUUGGCUCAGAGAUGUUCAGACCCUUGAUGCGAAGAAUCAAAAAUCCCACUUAUGGAAUCGACACAAUGGUCAAUCGGGUCAAGACAUGCCUCCAGAUUAACAGACCUGUUCUAGUCGGCCACAACAUGUUUUGUGAUCUACUCUUCUUCCAUGCAUGCUUCCUUGGUCCAUUGCCUGAUACUAUCGAAGAGUUUCAGACUGCCAUCCACAAAUUGUUCCCUGUGCUUAUUGAUACCAAGUAUCUGGAUACUUAUGACUGCGGCUCUACCAAUCCCGCCUCUUCGCUGGCUGAUUUGCAUGCCAAGUUGAUGAACGUGGACACUCCCAAGAUAGAGCUGGAUCCUCGCUUCACGAAGUACAGGUGGCGCGCGAUUAGCCAUGAAGCAGGAUACGACAGCAUGAUUUGCGCCAUGGCCUUUAUUAAAUUGGCAGGUCAGAUCCAGCGGGGAGAUAGUAUUCCCUCACCACCAAAAAGCCCUGACAUCGAGGACGAGGAGGCCUCGCCUGUGGUUGAGGCGUCUGACCAUGUUUCACUUCCCACCACCCUGGCGGACACUGGAUGUCCCGAAAUCCAUGCCCUGGCCGACAAGGGCGUCUUGCUGCCUCGUCUGGGCAGCAAGUUCUGGGAGGACUACGGAAACAGACUGCGGGUGUUUGGCACUAUGGAGAGGAUGGUGCGGGUGGGAGUCAAGACCACCAAGGAGAGUCAUCUCCUAGAUAUGGACUGA
This is a messenger RNA of Penicillium nucicola, 1569 nucleotides long. RefSeq names its product CAF1 family ribonuclease. Lineage: Eukaryota; Fungi; Ascomycota; Eurotiomycetes; Eurotiales; Aspergillaceae. Gene Ontology annotation, molecular function: RNA binding; poly(A)-specific ribonuclease activity. The transcript has 5 exons. Bases 1 to 1569 code for a protein of 522 amino acids. Gene Ontology annotation, biological process: nuclear-transcribed mRNA poly(A) tail shortening. Gene Ontology annotation, cellular component: cytoplasm. The record is from RefSeq and is a predicted model, not a curated record.